Messenger RNA from Pediculus humanus corporis (human body louse), 1395 nucleotides. RefSeq lists its product as uncharacterized. The transcript is spliced from 5 exons. Gene Ontology annotation, molecular function: transcription coactivator activity. Gene Ontology annotation, cellular component: SAGA complex. Gene Ontology annotation, biological process: regulation of transcription by RNA polymerase II. The record is from RefSeq and is a predicted model, not a curated record. Lineage: Eukaryota; Metazoa; Arthropoda; Insecta; Psocodea; Pediculidae. The coding region runs from base 1 to 1395 and encodes 464 amino acids.
AUGUUACCUGGAAAGGGUAAACACGGUUUCAAGAGAACGGGAAAAGGUGGAAAAGAUGUCGGAAAAGUCACGGCGGGAACGUCCAAGUCGAAAGAAUCGCCGGCGAGCAAAGUUAAAAACAACAAAGAUUUGGAUUUGAUAGACGAUAAAGAUGGCGUCAUAUCGUCUUUGCCGUUGUUCAGGUUGGCGGACAAUAGCAGGAUGUUACCGAGGUACACGGCCGUACUCGCGAGAUCGGAAGAAGAUGGAGUCGGAAUGGAAGAUCUCGACACGCUUCAACUCGAAUUGGAAGCUUUGCUAUCUUGCGUGGCUGUUCGAAACAGGGUCAUACGGGAAGAGAUUAAACUAUUAGAAUCUGCCGAAGAGAAAAGAGAUAAAAAAUCAAAGACGACGGUUUACGGCGGGAGCGGGAGCGGGAGUGGGAGUGGCAGCGGGACCGGGACCGGGAGCGGAGGAGGAGGUAUCAAACGUGGAGCUAGCACGAGGAGCGAUGAUAGCAGACCCAUUAAAAUACUAAAAGAAAAUUUGAAAUCUGACGUCACGGCAUCGUCUGGAAAAUUAAACAAAGUUAAAUGUCCUUCAGGUGCGUCGGAUGUCCAAUCGAAAGACGCACCCAAACCCGAUGCCCCGAAAAUCGUCAUACACAAAAACGACACGCCGAAUAAAUUUUGGGCAUCCGUCGAACCCUACUGCGCACCCAUAAGUCAAGAGGAUUUAAAUUAUUUGGAAGAAUUGAUAAAAACGAGGGAAAAGGAAAGAAAUGGGGAUCUCAUGAAAAUACCACCGCUGGGCAAACACUAUUGUUCCCGAUGGGCGGACGAAGAUUUAGGAGAAGAAGUCAAAAGGAAAUCCGAGCCUCCCGACAAAAUAGGGGGAACGGCCGGACCUCUCACACAAAGGCUCCUCUCGGCUUUCAUAGAAGAAAAAAUAACAACGACGCCGAUACAGGAAAUGACUCCUCCCGAGGGGGGAAAAGGUAGCAAAGAAGUGAGCACCUCUCGUCAGACGGCAAUAAAAAACGUGCAGAGUUUGUCGUUUGAAAGGAGAGUGAGAAAGGAAUUGAGGGAACAGGGAAUAUUGGACGGAGAUGAAGCACCCAAGGAACAAGCAGACGACGAACUUCUUUUGGAAAUAAAAAGAGUGCAGGGAGAACUUCAAGUCAUAUCACAACACAACCUACAACAGCUCAAACAUCUUCACACGCUCGCCAUGGCUCAAAUGCAAAGGCAAGAACUCAAGAGAAAGAUAAAAGGGAUCGAUACGGAGUUGCUCAACAUAUUCGCAUCGAAACAAAAGAAAAAACAUUUUACGAAAAAGGAAAAAGAUCAAGCGUGGCGAUUCAUUAAGGAAAGGGAAUCGCAUUUGAAACAACUUUACGCCAUUAACGGAAAUUGA